CCACAUCGCAUAGGAAAAGAACGGCAGGAAGGGCUGGCUGCAGAGGCAUUAAAAUCAAAAUUAAAUUAUGGCUACUGCCGAGCAACUGCAUCUGGUUGCACAAACUUUGCAGGCGGCCACAAAUCCCAGUCACGAGAUAGUCCAAAAGGCCGAAGCCCAGCUUAGAGAAUGGGAGCAACAGCCGGGCUUUUUCCCAACAAUAGCGCGUCUCAGUAUGAAAUUGCCUGCUGUCGCCGCCGGCCGUCCUGAAGGGGAGGGAGGCGUAAAUGCCCAGGAUGAGAAUGAUGUUAAAGUGCGUUGGAUGGCCGCAGUGUAUCUAAAGAAUGGAAUAGAACGCUAUUGGCGACCAAAUUCCAGACACGAGUUGCCUGCCGAACAAAAGCAGCAGAUCCGAGAUGUCCUUCUGCAGCAUUACAAUUUAGAGGAAGUACCACAAGUUGGCCUGCAAGUGGCUGUCCUGCUGGGCAGACUGGCCCGCACUGAUUACCCGCGUUUCUGGCCAGAUUUGUUGCCCACCCUUAUGAAGCAGCUACAGACAUGCAAUGCGGCAGAAAAUACAGAUGCCGCCCUGCAGCAAAGAAUUCUUUUGGUGCUACAUUAUGUGUUGAAAGCAUUGGCCUCACGCCGCCUGAUGGCCGAGCAACGAGCCUUCGAGGAAUUGGGCACUCAAAUUUUUGGCUACUUGGCCUGGGACAUUUGGGCGGUGCUCACCAAUCGCUGUCUGCAGUUAAUCAAAAGGAUUUGUGCCAGCGGUAGCCAGGAUGCCCAGCUUGAGGCGGAGGCUCUGAGCAUCUUACAACGAGCCUACAUUGUGAUGAGAUCACUGCGGAAACUCCUCGUCUAUGGCUGUGCUAAGCAAUAUAAGAGCCCCGAUCACAUGCAGUUUGUGGAGCAACUUUUUGAACGAUUGCGUGAGUGUCUCGAAUUACGCUAUCAACUGCGCCUGGGUCCAAAUCGUGGAUCUCCGCUUAUAGCUGAAUUGGAACGCUUCAUUUUGAAGAUGAUGAAAUCCCUCAACGAAUUCAUGGAGCGACGUGCCCUCUCCUUUGCCCGCUUCGUCUCGGUGGCUCUGGAGUUUAGCUUCCAUUAUGUGUUUCACGAAGGCACUGGCCUUAUCUUUGACACCGGCGAUCGAAUGAACUUUAGCAACUUUGCCAUUCAGGCCAUCAAUAUGCUUAAGGGCAUUAUGUUGAGUGGCAAUGAUAGCAUUAGUGCGCCAGCUGCACCUGAAGCCGAGGGUGCCCAAUCCUUGGAGGACGAGCUAUUGGCCUCCGCCGGACAGGCGCAAUUGAAAUUCUUCACCGAGGAACGGAUUACAUAUAUGAGUGAAAAGAUGGUGACUCACUACUUUCUGCUGACCCAGCAAGAGCUUGAAGAGUGGCAACAGGAUCCCGAGGGCUAUGAUCAAGAUGAUGGCGGUGGCGAUGCCUGGAAGUAUUCGCUACGAGCCAGUGUAGAGACAUUAUAUGUCACCUGUUUCACCCAGUACUCGGCUGUGAUGAUAGCCGAAGUCCUGAAGUAUGUGAGAAGAGCCCAAGAGCUCCAGUUGACGCCGGAAUCGGAUUUAAAGUCUAUUCUUCUGAAAGAUGCCAUCUACAAUGCCUUGGGACAGACCUCGUUUUAUUUUUUCAAUCGUCUGGAUUUCGGUAACUGGCUGACCUCGCAAUUGUUGUCAGAACUCAAGAUUGAAGCUCCUAAUUUCCGGAUACUACGAAGACGUAUCAUUUGGCUGGUGGGUCACUGGGUCGGGGUUCAAUUAUCACGCGAACUGCGUCCACUGGCCUACGAGGCGUGUCUGCAUUUGCUGCGCCCCCAGGAAGAUAUGCCCACGCGCUUGGCAUCAGCGAGAACUUUAAAUCUUCUUAUCGAUGACUUUGAGUUUAUGCCCGAAUCAUUUCAUCCAUACUUCUCACCACUCUUCGAGGCCCUCUUCCUGCUGUUGCACGAGGCGGGUGAAUGCGAUAGCAAAAUUGUGGUCCUAGGCACCAUGACCCUGUUGGUGGAAAAGAUGAGCGAAUAUAUCGAACCUCAGGCUCUUCAAUUUAUAUCCUAUUUGCCGCUUCUAUGGCGGGAGAGCGAGAAAUAUGAUUUACUGCGUUGUGCAAUCAUUGGGACCUUGGAGCAGCUGGUGCGUACCAUACGCGAUGUGCCUGAGCCUAUGAAACCCUUCCUCUAUAGCGUGAUUGAGCUUAGCACAGAUCUUCAGCAACUCUCUCAUGUGUAUCUGAUAGAGGAUGGGAUCAUGCUUUGGCUGGCUGUGAUUGGAAAUUCCACCCAAUUGACACCCGAACUUUUAGUUCUCUGUGAUCAUCUGUUGCCCAUUAUCGAGAUGUCAUCGGAGAAUUUACGCACUGUGCUUCAACUUAUACAUGCCUACAUUCUACUCGAUGCUCAGGUCUAUCUGAGUCGCUAUGGUGAAGGAUUCGUGUCCUACUGUGUCCGUUCGUUUGAGGAUAUACGCACAGAGGGCAUUAUUGCCAUGCUGAGAAUAUUUGAGACAUGCCUAAAAACGGAUGCUACGAUGGGGUUGCGUCUUGUGCGACCCGCUUUGCCAUUUGUGUUCCAACAGGUUUAUCUCAGGCAGGAUUUUCCCAUGAUCAUGGGCUGGUAUCUGACCAUUGUAGCUCGGACGCUACUCAUUGACCAGACGGUAUUUAUGUCUGUGGUCCAGGAACUUCCGCAAGCAGAUGCCUUGGCACGCAUUCUAGAUGUGUGGAUUGAGUUCUUCCCCCUAGUGCCCGACACGCACGCCGAGAAGAGGAAACUUUUUUGCCUGGCCUUUGCCUCGAUCUUCGGUGACAAUGAAUUGCUUUUGACCCGCUUACCUCACAUCUUACAGCUGGUGGACGAAACUCUGCGGGAAGUGAUGGACAAGCAAUAUUCCGUUGUCGAGGAGGGCGAUGCCAAGACAACGCCACGCUAUUACGACUCGUUGGUAAUCCACGAUGAACAUCAAUUAGACUUGGACGAAUUUCAAUAUCAAUUUGGCAGUGGCGAAGAUUUCCAUAUAAAAAGCUAUCACGGGAAGACCUACCAUGACGAUCGGAAUCGCCAGCUCGUUCUCAAGGAUCCCGUUUAUAAAAUACCCCUUACCGAAUACCUCAAAUGGCAGCUUCAAUCGCUACAAUCUCAGUUGGGCGUUGCCCGUUACGAGCAGCUGAUGCGAGAAGUUGCACAGCAGGUUCUAGAACGAAUUACCAUGUACAUAGAGCAAACGGUUCCCAAGGCGUGCGUGGUAUGCGCCGGCGGCGGUGCAAGUGGUGCAGCUGGAGGAGGAGAUACAGCAAUAGCAAAUGCAGUCAUCGAUGAGGCUGAACAGUUGGUGGAAUCUGGCUGAUACCGUAUCGAGUCUAGUAUUGCUGUGCUUAAAAAGCUUUCUAUGCUAAGUUAUUGAUGUAUUUUGUAUUGAAAUUAUAUAUUUUUAAUUGUUAA
Messenger RNA from Drosophila willistoni, 3432 nucleotides. RefSeq names its product importin-11 (gene Impbeta11). The record is from RefSeq and is a predicted model, not a curated record. The transcript has 2 exons. Gene Ontology annotation, molecular function: small GTPase binding. Lineage: Eukaryota; Metazoa; Arthropoda; Insecta; Diptera; Drosophilidae. Gene Ontology annotation, cellular component: nuclear envelope; cytosol. Bases 68 to 3337 code for a protein of 1089 amino acids. Gene Ontology annotation, biological process: protein import into nucleus.